Messenger RNA from Magnolia sinica, 483 nucleotides. RefSeq lists its product as uncharacterized. Lineage: Eukaryota; Viridiplantae; Streptophyta; Magnoliopsida; Magnoliales; Magnoliaceae. Gene Ontology annotation, molecular function: nucleic acid binding; RNA-DNA hybrid ribonuclease activity. Bases 1 to 483 code for a protein of 160 amino acids. The record is from RefSeq and is a predicted model, not a curated record. The transcript has a single exon.
AUGGUUAAGUGGUUCAAGCCGCUCACCGGCUGGGUGAAGCUGAACGCUAAUGAGUCUUCCACGAGUAAUCCUAGUUUGGUUGGUGGCGAGGGCAUUUACAGAGGAGAUAAAGGGGACUUCAUCUUCGGCUACUACAUAGGCUAUGGGAUGGCGUUUAACACUAGGGCGGAAAUCCGGGCCAUUUACGACGGGCUCCACAUCUGCUUCACUAAGGGCUUAUACAACGUAGUUAUUGAAUCUGACUCCCAGCUGGUUAUUAAUUUCCUAUCAGGGACCUCUGUCUCUGGUUGGAAAUGGAAGUAUUAUCUGGAUAGGAUCAAACAUAUUUGCAUUAAUGGUCAGGUCAAGUUUGAUCACAUCCUCAGGGAAGGCAAUGGGUCGGUGGAUGGGAUGGCUCGAUUGGGCAGUGGCAGUCAAAAUUCAGCCCAGAUUGUCGUCAUGGCCAACCUUCCUAGCAUGGUCAAGGGUUCCUCUACUCGAUAA